UACACUGCAACUUAAUCUUCCUUAAAAUAAUACCUGUACUAAUACUAAAGAAAAAAAGAGAAAGAAAAGAGUAGGAUCUGAUUCUGAGCCAAAACCCCAAUAAAAGCCCUACUUCUGUACACUCUGUCGUCGGCGCCUGAGAUCCCCAUAACUCUGUCAUGGCCUCCUUCGCCGCCAGGUCUGUCUUGCGCUCCGCCGCCAGAAUCUCCGUCGGCGUCAAGCCGAGGGCUCCUCCUUCUCCAUUUCGUCUCCCAUCCCAAAAUCCCCUGUCCGCUCGCAUUUUCAGGUCACCCGUGGAGAUGAGCAGUGUUUCCGUGGCUUCGAUGUUGCCCUACCACACCGCCACUGCCUCAGCUCUGCUUACCUCGAUGCUUUCCGUCGCUCCGCGUACCCACGCUUGGACUAUCGAGGCUUGCAAUGAGGGGGUAUGAUGAUUGUUGGAUGGUCCCAAGAAGUAUUUUUUGCAUGUGCACUAGGACAGUGUCUGAUAAAUAGUCAAGAAUGAGCUCAGCACAAGAGAUGGACCAAUUUUUUGGAUUCCUUUUGUGUUUUACUAGCUUAUCAAAUAAGGAGAUAAGAGUUGCUUCUUUAUUUGUUUUAACGCGAAGGGAUUAAAAUAUGUAAAAUUGUGGAAUCUAUUUAUUGAGAUGUUGUAGUUGUAAUCAUAUACUCCUACUAGCUUGAAUUAUGCAACCUGCUCAUUUUUACCUUGGGCCUGGCUGCUAUUAAUGUUAUUACCUGGCUAACUGCUACUGUUUGUUAA
Messenger RNA from Salvia splendens (bonfire salvia), 763 nucleotides. RefSeq names its product protein NUCLEAR FUSION DEFECTIVE 6, mitochondrial. Bases 159 to 431 code for a protein of 90 amino acids. The transcript is spliced from 3 exons. Gene Ontology annotation, cellular component: mitochondrion. NCBI's taxonomy places the organism in Eukaryota, Viridiplantae, Streptophyta, Magnoliopsida, Lamiales, Lamiaceae. The record is from RefSeq and is a predicted model, not a curated record.